Molecule: messenger RNA, 1637 nt
Organism: Prosopis cineraria
Lineage: Eukaryota; Viridiplantae; Streptophyta; Magnoliopsida; Fabales; Fabaceae
Exons: 1
Coding region: 119-1423 (434 amino acids)
Molecular function (GO): protein binding
Source: RefSeq, a predicted model, not a curated record
CGUACUGUGAUGGGCGUUUCAUGGUGGACUCGAGGCUCGUGGUCCUUGACUUGCCCUUCCUUAUCUUCGAAAGUUCUAUUAAACUCACUCAAUACUUCCUUGAACCUAACUCGCAACGAUGGCUGCAAUCUCUUUCUGUAUCUUUUCACUCAUACUGUCUUCUUCCUUGCUUCACUCUUCACUCUCUGCUUUUUCUGCCGAACUCCCUCGCUCCGAAAGAGAAGCAUUGGAGAUCAUCAUCGGCGGCGGAGGAGCUCCUUCCCCUUCCGACGACUCUCCUCCCGCCGACUGCCUGUCCCCCUUUCUGGUGAAAGCUCGCCAAGUGCUUCUGAACUUCGCCAAAACCAUUGACGACCCCAAUUGCUUUACCAGCACCUGGGAUCCCAAUGACACCCCUUGUAACUACAAGGGUGUUAAAUGCGAUGCGUAUCCAAACCAAAAUAAAGACCAAGCCGUUUCAGGAUUAGAUUUCAACCAAGCUGGGUUCUCUGGCCUCAAAGGUUCAAGCUUGCGUCUUUCAGGAAUCCUGGACUCCAUUCCAGAAUUAACAUUCUUCCAUGUCAACUCCAACAAUUUUUCCGGAGAGGUCCCCAAAAAAAUCAUGGAAUACAAAUUUUUCUUCGAGCUCGACUUGAGCAACAACAGGCUCCAGGGUUGUUUCCCAAUGGAAGUCCUCUCUAAUAAUGAUAAACUCCUUUUCUUAGAUCUCAGGUUCAAUAGUCUCACCGGACCAGUCCCUCCAGAGCUCUUCACCAGGGAUCUAGACGUCAUCUUCAUCAACAACAACCAAUUCAGCGGCAACCUUCCAUGGAAUUUCGGCCACACACGUGCCAGAUACCUCACAUUCGCCAACAACAGGUUCACCGGACGGAUCCCAAGAAGCAUCGGCAACACGUCAAAAACCUUGACGGAAGUUCUCUUCUUGGGAAACCAGUUUUCUGGGUGCUUACCUUACGAGGUCGGGUUCCUGAAAAAGGCCACCGUCUUCGAUGUUAGCAAUAACUCAUUGACGGGUCCGAUCCCAGAGUCCUUCGCUUGCUUGGAGAAGAUUCGGUUCUUGAACUUAGCUCACAACAAAUUCUACGGCGCCGUUCCGGAAUCAGUGUGCGAGCUUCCUGGAAUCCGCAACGAUGGGAAUCUGACCUUGAGGGGUAACUAUUUCACUGAAGUUGGACCUAUAUGCUGGAAGCUGAUAAAAUCAAAGGUGCUUGAUGUGAGCCAGAAUUGCAUAAAGGGCCUUCCGAACCAGAAAUCGCCAGAAGAAUGUUACAAGUUUCUGUCCUGUGUGAAGCCAUGCGCGGAUGAACAGUCUCUCAAGGUGGUUCCAUGUAGGAAAUACUAUCCCAAGUACGAUGAAACGGCUUCGCCUCCGGCGCCGGUGACCUACGAGUCUCUGAAGCCGACACGGCAUCGACUGAUGUGAGCCAGACGAUGUGGAGCUGCUGAUUGUUGAGGCUUCCCUGUAUCUUCUUCUUAGAAGUGUUCUUGAGUCGCGGGUUUAUAUAUGUAAUAUUAUAUAUUGUGAAUUUUUCGUCUCUUGUGUCUAAUUAAGAUGGGGAAUAUUGAUGAAUAAGCAUAAGCAGUGUAAUGAAAUUUGGCGUUCCUCGAGUCUAAUAAGAUGUUAAUUUUAUGAUUUA